UCGAGAGGUGACUAGUUCGAGUCUUCUUGCUACGGUCAUGUUAACGAGGUUCAAGAGCGUCAAAAUUCGCAGCUUGGGUAGUGACCGCAAAUACGGGGUGGCGGGGAGAAGCCUGAAAGAGGUGCUGUCCAAAGCCUGCGUCCUUCUUCAGCUUCCUGUUUCCAGCUGCCGGCUGUGUUUAUAUGAGGAUGGCACAGAGGUGACUGAAAGUUAUUUCUGUCAUGUUCCAGAUAACACCGAGCUUAUCUUGUUAGCUCAAGGCGAGAUCUGGCAAGGCUAUGUGAGUGAAAUCCAGCGCUUUCUCAAGGCAUCUUCCAGCCAGACGGAUGAUAUCAUUCAUGCGGCGCAAGGACUACUUUCGGAGGAGGGAGCCCCCAAGUGGCGGAAGCUGCUAGCGGACCUCAUUCAGAACCUCAGUGAAAAUAUUUCUGCUGAAAGUAGAGAAGAGGAUGAGAAAUGGUUCGAAGGGGUUGAAUCUCGCUUUAAGACAAAAUCUAGUUACAUGCGCUACAGCUGCGAGAGCAGAAUCCGAGGUUACUUGAAAGAGGUUGCCAGUUUUGCCUCUACUAUCCAUCCGGCCGCCCAAGCCAAGUAUAAAACGCUUGUGGAAGCCAUGGUGGAGAAACUGAAGUCGGAGAAAUACAAUGGCUGUUACUUCGACAGAAGGGAAAAAGAGAAGGUGUGUCUUUGCACAACAGAAGGCUGGUUCUCAUGUCAAGGCCCUUUUGACCACGAAAGCUGUCCUUGCAGACACUCGAUCAAUCCCUACGGAAACCGGGAAAGCAGAAUUCUCUUCAGCACGUGGAAUCUCGAUCAUGUAAUCGAAAAGAAACGAACUAUCCUCCCGACAUUAGCCGAAGCCAUCGAGGCCCAAGAUGGAAAGGACGUCAACUGGGAAUACUUCUACCAGCUGUUGUUCACUGUCAAUAACUUGAAGCUUGUGCAUAUUGCAUGCCACAAGAAAACCAACCAUAACCUUAGCUGUGACAAAACAAAGAUCUACCAAAAACGAAGACGCGUCCGCAAGAUUCCAGAGAAACGCAUUCUGAAAGUAGUUUGACAUGAGCCUGCUUGCCAAGACUGUGGACAGAUGUAUCAUUUUCAGAACUGUGGGGUCAGGGGGGGUGUCACUUUUUUUUGUCCCAUUGUUUUUUCAUCUUGCUAGUUUCCUCGACAUUCCAUCUGCCUUGCCCGAGCUAGAGAGCUCAAACCUAUGUUUAUGACUCUUGCGAGUGCCUGUUGGCUAGUGCCUGCGACAUUUCUCACACAUUUAACAUAUUAACAUCUAAUGCUCCAGUUUUCCAAUGGAUUACGUUUUUAAGGUGAAGGAAAACUGCUUAUUAUCUUCAUAAAUCCUUUAGUGACUUGGUGAGGGGAGGAAUCAUCUUAGCACUAGGUAGACCAGAAGCAGACUGUUUUGUAUACGCUCGUGGACCUGGGAGGAGAGAGUAUUCUUUACAGCUGGCCCAAUGAAAGACCCUUCUCCCUGUUGUAUGAGGGGAACGUUGCCACUGGCAACCAGGUUUGUAGAUCUUUGUGUACACCUAAAAUAGCAUGAAUGAGACAAACGUGCUUGGAAGCAUGUUUAUCUUGGAUAAAUUCAGGGGUCAUUUCGUAGAAAAAGCUGGUGGAACUCAUCAACAUAACUCAUUAGCAUAUGCCACACCCCUUGCCAUUGCCGGAAGUGUGUCAUUAGCAUAACUGAUUUGCAUAUGCCACACCCCCUGACAUCACCUAUCCUGGCUGUUUUGGACCCAAUCCUGGCUAUUCAGGGCUGAAAUUGGGCCCAAAAUGGCAAAAAGGGGCUGAAAAUGGCUGAAAAGGGGCCCAAAAUGGUCAGGAUCAGGCCGCUGCUGAGUGGGAGAGUGAUCCACCACCGGUCAGGCCUGAUCCAGGCUGUUUCAGCCCCAAUCCAGGCUGAAACAGGUCCAAAAUGGCCGAGAGUUAUGUGGGUGGGGCCACCUGACAUGUGACCUCUUUGGGAAACUGCCGGAACUCUGUUCCAGUGCGUUCCCCCUCGAAAUGAGCCCUGGAUAAAUUCAUCACAACAGUUUCCCCAUUUAAGUCAAGAGGCAGGGGUCUGAGCUCAGUGAUAUAGGACAGUUUUCUUAGUUCACUUGGGAGCCAGUGCGGUUAGAGUGGUAGGCAGGGAUCUGGGAGAACCAGGUUCAAUUCCCCACUCUGCUAUGGAAGCUUGCUGGGUGACCUUGGGCUAGUCACACAUACUCAGCCUAACCCGACAGGGUUGUUAGGAUAAAAUGGAGGAGAGAAAGGUGGCGUAUAAAUGAAGUGAGUAAACCUAAAUACAGUCCCAACUCUUGAGUAUCUCCGGUUAAAAGAUCUCAGCAAACAGGCUUGGGGAAGAUGGAAGCUCUGGGCACUGGAGAGCGCCUAUUGGCUAGUGUCUGUGACAUUUCUCACACGUCAGAGCAGAUAGCAUUCUGCCAGAUGGAUCGGUGCUCUGACUCAGUCUAAGGCAAUUUUAUAAUGUUCAGAAACCCAAAUUUUCCUCCCAGAUUAUACAAGAACGGGCUGUAAAUCCAGCAGCAGAGGAGGCUAGUGAUGUAUUCUUUAGAGAUUUCAGUUUGGUUUGGCAGAUGCUGGAAUUCUUCACACCAGCCCAGAAUUGUUACAGCUCUGCUGAAUUCCUAUGGAUUCUCUAGUUUCAUUCAGCAUUACAAUGCUAAGCAUGUCUACCCAAAGGCAAGGCCCACAGAGGCCAACAGGACAGAUCCCUUCCUGUUAGUAUUAUGCCCAGUAUUAGUCUUAGAGGCAGUUCUGUGUGUGUGCGCGUGAUGGAAUGUACUGCUAUAGUUGAAGAAUUUCAGUGCGGUAGAUGUUCGGCUCGGAGUCCUUAAAUUAUCAAGUUUAACAAAAUGUGAUUUGACAUACGGCAUUACAGCUUUUCACUUUCAGUACAAAUGCCAUCUACUGUUCAUCCUACUGCUGGGUAUCAUUUAUUCAGCAGUAAAGACCAGUGAGUUCCAAGCAUUUUAAUGCCUCCCCCCAAUUCUAGCUCCUGCUGCCGGCUUGCUGUAUGUAUUGAAGAACGGCUUGGAUUUUUUUGAAGCUAUUCAUCCAUCUAGCCACAUAACAGGGUAAAGAACCCCUUUUUAAAAAGAUGAAUUGCACAGCUUGGAGACGAGCUGAUUCCUCAGGGAUUAAAACCCAUUUUGCAUUUCUUAAAAAGCCUCCUGAAGUCACUGUGGGGGCGUCUGUAUCCGUUGUUACGGUGUAAAAGGCAGAAAUGGGAGGGGGGAAUAGCGCAGAAGUUAAAAUCUGUGCUUCAAUCAGAAUUCUUCUGGUGGCAAAGAAUUCUUUAGUGCCCUGAGAUAUGAAACGGGUGGAUCAGAAUUCAUAAUAUUUAGGGUAGCUG
Molecule: messenger RNA, 3376 nt
Organism: Eublepharis macularius
Lineage: Eukaryota; Metazoa; Chordata; Lepidosauria; Squamata; Eublepharidae
Gene: DFFB
Product: DNA fragmentation factor subunit beta
Exons: 7
Coding region: 38-1060 (340 amino acids)
Biological process (GO): apoptotic DNA fragmentation; apoptotic process
Cellular component (GO): nucleus; cytoplasm
Molecular function (GO): DNA endonuclease activity
Source: RefSeq, a predicted model, not a curated record